GUCCCGCACAGUUCUUCUUUCACAGUCAUCAGUACCAUUGCCAAGAGAAGGAGCACUUUGGCCCGGCUUUUCCGAAAAGCACUACUAGUACUGGUAUUUCUCUGUACGACCAAUCGGCAUUUCGCAACAGAAGGAGGGCUGUCGAGAGAGGGAACCCAAGUUCCUAUGUGGCAUAAUAUCUUUGGAUCUCACAGGCUGUUUGCAACGAAGACAUCAUGAACGCUUCAAACUUGUGUGUCUUAUCGGUGGCUGUGAUUUGUAUGGUGCUAGCUUGGAGUGAACCUUCCAAAGCCUGUGUUCCAUGUACAUGUAACGGCGGUUUUGUCAUGUCGUGCCAAAACAUUGCCAAAAUUUCUUUGCGCUAUGCGCGUUUGACGAAUCUCAGUGGCUCAGCAUUUCAGAAUAACAAGAUCAUUACGAAUAUAGAUUUGAGAGGUAAUCAUCUUGUUCACCUACCUGCCGGACUGUUCAACGCCACAACCAAAUUACAAAAGCUAGAUUUGAGAGACAAUCGUCUUCUUCACCUACCUGCCGGACUGUUCAACGCCACAACCAAAUUACAAAAGCUACAUUUCAAUUAUAAUCAACUUGUUGACCUACCUGACGGGCUGUUUAAAGCCACAACCGAAUUACAAACCCUACGGUGGCAGUAUGGUGUGGAGUUUACUAGUGUAGAGCACAAAAAGCAGUGGCCCAAGGGCGCUACCUUGGGGAACACCACGGGAGCAACUGACGGCUUCACUACCGGAGUCCAGAACUUUGACACUCUGGAAACGCCCUGA
Messenger RNA from Sycon ciliatum, 782 nucleotides. RefSeq names its product leucine-rich repeat-containing protein 55-like. Bases 216 to 782 code for a protein of 188 amino acids. The record is from RefSeq and is a predicted model, not a curated record. Gene Ontology annotation, molecular function: protein binding. NCBI's taxonomy places the organism in Eukaryota, Metazoa, Porifera, Calcarea, Leucosolenida, Sycettidae. The transcript is spliced from 7 exons.